UCCACUCUGUUGAGUUUCCCAGCUGACAGGUUAAGCACGCGGUGAAAGAUCUCAGAGACUUGACAAUGGAUAUCGACGAAGAUAUGGGUGAUUCUUCAGCACCAGAGGCUCCAGCCACUAAAAUGUCCAGACAACAGAUAUUAACACUUAUUGCAAUGGCCUCCAUAAACUUCAGUUCAAUGAUCUGUUACUCCAUUCUGGGACCAUUUUUCCCAAAUGAGGCAAAGAAGAAAGGUGUCAGUCAAGCUAUGAUUGGUUUAAUAUUCGGAAUCUAUGCAUUAUGCACUUUGGUGGGCUCAUUGAUACUUGGUAAAUAUAUUGUCCAGAUAGGAGCCAAGUUUAUGAUUGUGGCAGGGUUGUUCGUAUCGAGCGGAUGCACUGUACUCUUCGGAUUUCUUGACCAAGUGUCUGAUGGGACAGUUUUCAUCGUGCUCUGUCUUAUUACACGGUGCAUAAAUGCAAUUGGCUUUUCCGCCGCCGUUACAUCAUCCUUUGCAGUUUCAGGAAAAGUUUUCCCCGACAACAUAGCGACUGUUUUGGGCUUCAUGGAGAUUUUUACAGGUCUUGGCCUGAUAUUGGGGCCUCCGUUGGGCGGCUGGCUCUAUCAGUCAUUUGGAUAUGAAAUCCCAUUCGUUUUCACAGGAUGUCUUCUGUUUGCGACAGUGCCUCUUAAUUUGUGGAUUUUACCGAGCUUUGAUGCUGUCCCUUCUUCCCAGAAUUCCUUCCUCAGAUUGUGUACCAGAAUAAAGAUCCUUCUCAUCUGCUUCGUGGUGUUCACGUUGAGUUCAGGACUUGGCUUCCUGGAUGCAACACUGUCCAUAUUUGCCAUAGAAAAGCUUAAUCUCAGUGCUGGUUCGGUGGGGCUGCUCAUGAUUGGACUUUCACUGCCAUAUGGGGCGGCAUCGCCCGUCUUUGGUGUGAUCAGUGAUAAAUAUCCUUCCGUUAGGAAAUGGAUGAUGGUGGUUGGAGGAAUGGCCACAGCGGUGAGCUUCUGUUUCCUCGGCCCACUUCCUGUUUUCCAUAUUAGAAGUCAGCUCUGGCUCACCGUCCUCAUGCUGAUCGUGGUGGGCUUUUCUCUCUGUAUGAGCUGUAUCCCCACCUUUGCUGAGAUGAUCGCUUGUGCACAUGAAAAUGGCUUUGAGGAGGGCAUGAGUACACUGGGGUUGGUGUCAGGCUUGUUCUCUGCAGUCUGGUCUGCUGGGAUGUUCUUUGGGCCAACUAUUGGAGGAUACAUCACACAAACACUCAACUUUGAAUGGAGCGCAGGAGUUCAAGGCGCACUCGCCUUUCUCGCUGUAAGAAAAAUAAAUUUCCGAAUAAAAGCGUAAC
Messenger RNA from Sinocyclocheilus grahami, 1329 nucleotides. Its product is annotated as MFS-type transporter SLC18B1-like. The transcript has 12 exons. Bases 66 to 1328 code for a protein of 420 amino acids. Gene Ontology annotation, molecular function: transmembrane transporter activity. NCBI's taxonomy places the organism in Eukaryota, Metazoa, Chordata, Actinopteri, Cypriniformes, Cyprinidae. Gene Ontology annotation, biological process: transmembrane transport. The record is from RefSeq and is a predicted model, not a curated record.